AAUGUAUUGUUUCAAAUAUACAAAUACUCCUGAUAUAGAAUCGGGUUUAAAUCUUGUUAUAAAAGACGUUUACAUUGACGAAACUGUUGGAUUUCAAUACGUCAAUGUCUUUACAAAAGGUCAAGAUCAAGGUCAACCGAAUGAUUGCUCGUCGAUGGUAAUUAGCCUAAAAAAUGAAACGUCAAUUAUAUUAACAAUUCGGCUUGACGAGGUUAUUGGCAAUAAGAGAAUUUCAUCAAUAAGCGUAACGAGUCCUGCAAUUUUAAGUAAAGUUCUAAGCAACUCUGUGACACUGAUAUCUUGCACCGAUUGGACUCACUUUUGGAUUGAAUUAUCAGAAACGCUUAUAACAAUUGGUAUGGGUAAAGGUUACGGAUCAUUUAUAUUGGCUAGCAUUCGAACGGCCAUUACACUAGACAUAAGGCAAAUACUUAUUAAGAACGGCUUAACCAAUAAGAUUAAUCACUUUGCGAUAACUGAUACAGAAGGAAGAAAGGUGAAAAGUUCUAAUACACAAUGCCAAAGUAACGCUUAUUACGCAACGCUUGAUGGACAUCCUUCCACUUGCGUACCUUUAGAGGAAACCAGUAAUAUUAUAGAAUAUACCCUAACGAAUGGAAAUGGAAUUAGGAGCAAUGACACAAACUGUAAACUAAUAUUCCAUUUAAAAAUGAGAUGA
This is a messenger RNA of Dimorphilus gyrociliatus, 679 nucleotides long. Lineage: Eukaryota; Metazoa; Annelida; Polychaeta; Dinophilidae. The record is from the annotation of a GenBank genome assembly.